Molecule: messenger RNA, 909 nt
Organism: Orbicella faveolata
Lineage: Eukaryota; Metazoa; Cnidaria; Anthozoa; Scleractinia; Merulinidae
Product: bifunctional arginine demethylase and lysyl-hydroxylase JMJD6-like
Biological process (GO): phagocytosis
Cellular component (GO): cytoplasm; nucleus
Molecular function (GO): P-TEFb complex binding; histone H4R3 demethylase activity
Source: RefSeq, a predicted model, not a curated record
UAUCCGCUGACCCGAAGCAUUGCAUGCGCAAUUUCCAAGAAAGGCAGACAAAAUUUGUGGCCACUUUCUGCCACUUUGUGUCUUGGUCGUUUGUGAUAACACCAUUUAGUCAAAACAUCGCAUAUAGACGGAAAGAAGAGCAUGCGAGGCUUAACUUUUUAUUAAAAUUACGCAAUGGAUAGCAAAGCGCAAAAGAGAAUCGAGGUUGCUAAGCGUAAAGCUAGAGCAGAACUAAAAGGAGAAGAUGAGUGGACCAAGUUGAAUCAUGCUGAAAAUUUUGAUACUAGUCUUGGAACUGUUAGAGACAAUGUUCCACGACAGGACUGCAAUAAGAUUUCUAAAUCAGAGUUUGUUGAAAGAUAUGAAAAACCAAGAAUUCCUGUUGUAUUGACACAUACCAUGGAUCACUGGAAAUCAAUGAGAAAGUGGACUGUUGAGAGACUGGCAAAGAAGUACAGACACCAGAAAUUUAAAGUUGGCGAAGAUGACGAUGGCUAUGCAGUGAAAAUGAAAAUGAAAUAUUACAGCGAGUACAUUACACAUCAAAGGGACGACAGCCCACUGUACAUAUUUGACAGUUCAUUUGGCGAACAUGCAGAGAAGAAGAGGUUGUUGAAUGAUUAUGAAGUUCCACGGUUCUUUGCUGAUGACCUCUUUAGAUUUGCUGGAGAGAAGAGAAGGCCGCCUUAUAGGUGGUUUGUUAUGGGACCUCCCCCACACACUGUCCUCUGUUCUUUGAACACGACUCACCGUUUCCUUCUCCGUUUGUCUCCGUGCGAAGGGCUGUGUUUCUCCUUCUCUUUGCACCUGUCACCUUCAGAAUCUGAUGACUCAGACUCCGAGGAUUCACUUGACGAUGAUGAUGAUGAUGANCUAACGCACGUGAAUAGCCAUUGUGCUGCUCAUUAA